UGCCAGACGCAAAAGUAGGGAAACCCGCAACUGCAAGAAACCGCGCGCGUUGUCAGUGCGCGAGCGCCGAGGCUCAACACAUGUGACUUAAGUCACCUUCAUCAAAAGUGACUUAACUUAAGUCAACACAAAUCACACAAUUACAAUUAGAGUAAAGACUAUGUGCACGACAGUGAAUGAUGAUUGAUGAAGUACUAAUUGGCAAAUUUAAGUUGACUUAAGUUUGAAUUUGCGCGCAAAUCGAUUACGACUUAAAUUAAGUGACUUAAAUGACAUAACAUCCAAGGAGUAAUAGUUUUAAAUGUAAUAAGUGCAUUGGGGUAAUCAUCAAGUGAUUGCGUUUGAAAUUAAAAUUUAAUUGAUCAAAGUUUUCCUUUGAAGUCAACGCGAAGAAGUCAACAAGUCAUAAACUACGCUUUGAAGUGCAAACACGUACAAGGAUUACAAUACAUUCAAUAUCAAUCUAUAUAAAUAAAAAGAUGUAACUGAUUAUACAAAGUGUACCAGGAACUAUUACUCGCAUGUUAAUUAUGCGCAUUUUCCGCACUUCAAGAAUUCAAUUUCCUAGUUUAAGCAGUCGCAAUGCGGAUCAUCGACAUCGAGACCAACAGCUUUCUAAAAUGAAGUGAAUGCGCAUAAACAAACACCAAUAAAAUAAAAACAAACAUAAACUUCAAUCCAAAAGAAAGUUACCAUAUAAAACCAACACACGUCAAAAACAACACCCUGUAUCACCAUGGUUGUAGUAGUACCUGUAGUAAUCGGCGCAAUUAAAGCCGCAACAGGAUUAAUAGGAGUUGGAAAAAUCGCCAUCUUGCCCUUUUUACUAGCCGCAUUCGCCUAUUACCACUACGACCAAUUCGACCCGGAAAACAGACCCUUAAGUGUAAACAAAGUAGAAGCAGAGUACGACUUUGUGAUAGUAGGUGGAGGAGCCGCAGGAUCAGUACUCGCAAAUAGACUAACAGAAAUUGAAGGAUGGAAGGUGUUACUCCUGGAAGCAGGAGGUCAUGAGACAGAAAUCACAGACGUGCCUAUCCUAAGCUUAUAUCUGCAUAAGAGCAGAGUGGAUUGGGGUUACCGAACCCAAGCCCAAGACUCAGCCUGCCAAGCAAUGAGAGACAAACGUUGCAGUUGGACCCGUGGGAAGAUCCUCGGAGGGUCCACAGUCCUCAAUACAAUGUUAUACGUCCGAGGAAACCGUAGAGACUACGACCAAUGGGCUUCAUUCGGUAAUGAAGGUUGGAGUUAUGAAGAGGUGCUUCCCUACUUCCUCAAAUCACAAGACCAGCGGAAUCCUUACUUAGCAAACAAAUAUCACUCAACAGGUGGUUUGUUGACUGUCCAAGACAAUCCCUACAACACCCCCUUAGGUAUAGCCUUCCUGCAAGCAGGUCAAGAAAUGGGUUACGACAUCCGAGACAUCAACGGUGAGAAACAAACAGGGUUCGCCCUCUUUCAAUACAACAUGCGAAGAGGUUCCCGAUGUUCAACAGCUAAAGCCUUUCUAAGACCCAUACGCUUAAGACGUAAUUUCCACUUGUCCCUAUGGUCCCACGUUACCAAAAUCAUCAUAGACCCACAAACCCGUCAAACCCAAGGUGUGGAAUUCAUCAAAAACAACAAACGCUACACAGUAAAAGCCCGCAAAGAGGUGAUCCUAAGUGGUGGAGCAAUCAACUCCCCACAAUUGCUAAUGUUAUCCGGAAUAGGUCCUGCUCAACACCUACAAGAGAAAGACAUCCCUGUUAUACACGACUCCCCUGGAGUGGGUCAAAACGUCCAGGACCAUAUCGCUGUAGGAGGGAUCACGUUUUUAAUCGAUGAGAGUAUAGCCCUAUUGACCUCUAGAUUGAUCAAUGCAAACACAGCUCUAAGAUACGCUAUAAAAGAAGAUGGUCCAUUGAGUUCCUCAGUGGGUAUAGAAACAGUAGGGUUCAUCAAUACAAAAUACGCGAAUGCAAGCGAUGACUGGCCCGAUAUGGAAUUCAUGUUGUUAAGCACCAGCACAGCAGCUGAUGGUGGUACCCAAGUGAAACACGCGCAUGGUUUAGCUGAUGAUUUCUAUCAGGAGGUUUUUGAAUCUAUUAACUACAAGGAUCAAUUCGGGAUCUUCCCUAUGAUGUUACGACCUAAAGCCAGGGGUGUAAUAAAACUCAAAUCCAAAGACCCAUUGGAUUACCCAUUGCUCUACCAUAAUUACCUAACAAAUUAUCAUGAUGUCGCUGUGUUGCGGGAAGGUGUAAAAGCAGCCGUAGCCCUUGGGGAAACCUACUCCCUAAAAAGGUUCGGAGCAAGACUGCAUAGAGCUCUGGUACCCAACUGCAAACACCUCCCACCAUUCACAGAUGAUUACUGGGAUUGUUUCGUAAGACAAUAUACACUCAGUAUAUAUCAUUAUUCAUGCAGUGCUAAGAUGGGUCCUCCAACUGACCCAAUGGCAGUGGUAGAUCCCAAAUUACGGGUUUAUGGUGUAGCUGGAUUAAGGGUUAUUGAUGCUAGUAUUAUGCCCACUAUAACCAACGGGAAUAUCAACGCGCCGACGAUAAUGAUAGGUGAAAAGGGUGCAGAUUUGAUUAAGGAGUAUUGGUUGAAGAAGGGUGGGAGGCGGAAGAGGAGUGUCGUGGAGCGGAAGCGACUAGAGACGUAACACAUGUAGAGGUCUUUGAUGACACAAUUGAUGGGACUAGUCAUAUAUCAAAUACACUUUGCUCAAGGUAGUAUUGUUACCAAAAGUAUUGCGUUACCAUUUGGGGCAAUUGAGAUGUGGUCAUAAUAUUAAAAUUAGGGCUUUGAAAUUUAUCGAGAAACUAUUGUAAAUAUUGUUCAUAAAAUUCCAAAAAUCAUUGCCAUAAUAUUUAUAUUCGAAACAUUUACGAUUUGUGCAAUUAUUACUAGAAUUAUUAUUAUUGUUGUUAUUGUUAUGAGAGUAAAUAUCGAUAAGUAAGGUGUACAGUAUGUGAGUUUUAAUAAACAAAUUUUAUUUUUA
Molecule: messenger RNA, 2989 nt
Organism: Dalotia coriaria
Lineage: Eukaryota; Metazoa; Arthropoda; Insecta; Coleoptera; Staphylinidae
Product: glucose dehydrogenase [FAD, quinone]-like
Molecular function (GO): flavin adenine dinucleotide binding; oxidoreductase activity, acting on CH-OH group of donors
Source: RefSeq, a predicted model, not a curated record